AUGGCUGGGCCAGAUCCGGGAAGCCCGCCUAUCGGCGUGCCGAUUUCCGACCGAGCCGCCUUUCUCACCCGUGUUUACAUCGGGGCCAACACCGUCCUCCUCGUUUUGUGUCUUGUCGCGUUUUCCACCCGCAUCUACCACCGGGUACGCCCAACAUGGCACGUCGGCCUCGACGAUUACUUUAUCACCGCCGGUUUCGCCCUCACAAUAACAGACUACGCCCUCCUCCUCCCCUCAGGUACCUCCUCCCCCGGCCUCCUGCCCUUCCCCGAUGCCCUCACCAUCGCCCGCAAUGCCUGGCUCGCCAUCGCCGUCUGGGGUCUCGCCAUGACCUGCACCAAACUCUCCAUCGCCCUCACCUUACUCCGCAUCUUCCAACGCACCGCCUCCCCCGUCCUCUGGCGCGUCUUCCUCUGGGCCACCAUCACGCUUCAAACACUCUACGGCGUGGGGAAUACCCUGUUUGUGCUUGCUCUGGCGUGUCGGCCGUUGGAGGCGGCGUGGGAUCCGAAUUUCGCCGCCGGCGACGGGGAAGGGGGUAAUGGGGGAGGAGGUGGGGGGUGUGUAGCGCCAGGGACGAUGAAGGCCGUGUCGAAUACGGGGAGUUCGAUUAAUAUUGCGACGGAUGUGUUGUUGUCUGUGGCGCCGGCGGUGGCGUUUUUGUGGACUUUGCAGCGGCCGUUGCGGGAGAGGGUGUUGGUGUGUGUGUUGAUGGGGAUGGGGUUGGUGGCGAGUGUUUUUAGUGUGAUGAAGACGGUGUUGGUGCAGAACUGGGUGAUUGGAAGGGAUUUGGGGUCGUCAUCUUCGGACGGCGAGGGGGAGGUGAUGGAUGUGUUAGCGCAGGGGAUCGCGAUUAGUACGUUUACGGUGCUGGAGCAGUUGUUGGGGGUGUUGGCGGCGUGUGUGCCUGCGAUGAAGGGGUGGUUGCAGAGGUGUUUGGGGGCGAUGGGGAUUCCGAUGACGAGGAGGAUGCCGUCGAGUGGAGAGGGUCAGUAUCGGAUGUCGAGGGGAUGGGGUACAGGGAGGGGGAAUGGGACGGGAAGGACGGCGACGAGUGCGAUGGUUGGAGAGGGGAACUUUGAGAGGUUGGAGUCGCAUGGGAAUAGUGAUUUGGCGGUGGGGAGGAACCCGAAUAAGGGGUUUGAUGAGGUGUCGAUUCCUAUGACGGAGUUGGAGGCACGGUCGGCUCACUCGGCUGAUGCUUGGCCGUCGGGGGAUUCGGAAAAGGGGUUGAGGAAUCCUAGGCCGGGGCCGGGGCAGGCGCUUUAG
Molecule: messenger RNA, 1269 nt
Organism: Dichotomopilus funicola
Lineage: Eukaryota; Fungi; Ascomycota; Sordariomycetes; Sordariales; Chaetomiaceae
Exons: 2
Coding region: 1-1269 (422 amino acids)
Source: RefSeq, a predicted model, not a curated record